GUCAAGUUACACUCUUACAACACGUUCAGUUUCGAUCAUUCUAUGACACAAUACACAUCGGACACAGAGUGCGAUAGCGAUAUUAUCUAUUUCGGACGAUACUUUCAGACUUUUUGACUACUUUUCAAAAAGAUUUGUAUCCAAUAUAACACAAGUUCGACGCAAGUUCAUUAAUUUUUAAGAUGCAGAAAGUAAAAAUUGUCAUGCUUUUUUUACAACUGUUUAUAAGUAACAUACUAAUUGUUCUCGUAGACGGAAACUAUAAUUAUAGAGAAUUCACAUUUAAGGAACACAUAACACCAUUAUAUUACAAACUCGACAUAGAAUUACCUAAUCAUAUUAGACAAAAUAUUGCCAUUAAUGGUGAAAGCCGUAUCACUAUUCGUAUUGAAGAGAACAUCGAACAUCUAGGUUUUCUAUCAUUCGCAUUUGUACAAGACGUUACGUUGCAUAAGAUAAAUCCGUAUAAUGUAACAAUAAGAGAACCGUAUGUUCGAGAACAUUUAAUUGCAACAUAUAAACCAAAAAAGCAUCAGCUUAAAGAUUCACUUGUUGUCUUAGUUUUUAACAAAGCGAUAGAAUGUGGAUAUUAUGUUUUGGAAAUAAUAUUUUCUACGGAAGUGACUAAUAGUGCAGAGACGGAUGGCUUCAUUUUAACUUCCUAUAAAAACCUAAAAGGAGAAUUACAAUGGAUGGUAGCAACACAAACUCGAGUAAGAGGUCCACAAGCACUAUUUCCAUGUUGGGACAAUCCACGUUUGAAAACAGUUUUUGAUGUUUCCAUACGCCAUCGUACAAACUACAUGGUUUUCACAAAUUCAAAAAUACAUAAUUUUGAACUUGAGAAAAGUAACGUACGGAUGUGGACGCACUUCGAAUCUACUCCUCCUAUACCCGCACACUGCAUAGACAUCAUUGUAUUGCCUAAGACCUCAUAUUUCACUUAUGUUUAUUUAGAUAAUGUCACAAUGUGGAUCCCAGACAUCUCAGAUUUAUCACCCGAAUUUGAUUUUGCAUGGAACAUUACUAAAGAAGUCACAAAGUACUUAAUGGAACAAAAUUUAUUAGACCAAUGCAAAGUGACGCAAACAAAUUACAUCGCACUCGAAAAUUUGUCACAUGAAAUCCUUGUAAAUCCUUCUUUCAUUCUUUACAGAAAAGAAAAUAUACAAAUACAUUCCGUAUCUUGGUACUACUCCUUAUAUCUAAUAUCUCCUAAAGAACAAAAAGAAAUGAAUGUAGCGCUCUUAAUAGCACAGAAAAUAACAUAUCAAUGGAUUCUUCGAUCAACAAACCCAUCUUACUGGCUAUUUUCACGUGUAAAAGAUGGAUCGAACUUUUUAGCCAUGUGUAUACUUCAAAAGGUACUUCCAGAAUUUAAAGUUGCAUUUUGGCAGAUCAAAAGUCAAUAUGAAUAUUUUUAUGAAAUAUCUUUAAUAGAGUAUUCAUACAUAACAUCUUUUAUCAUCGAUGAAAAUGACGUAAUGAGAUUUAUAAUCUCUACGAGAACUGAACUCUGCGAAUCCAACGAGGAAUCUUUCUUCAAUUAAAGAUUCAAUUGCAUAAAAAGAUCAAACCUUUGACCUGAACUAACGGAUCCUAUUUUCUCAGCUUACCAAUAUUUAUUAACAAA
Molecule: messenger RNA, 1633 nt
Organism: Pseudomyrmex gracilis
Lineage: Eukaryota; Metazoa; Arthropoda; Insecta; Hymenoptera; Formicidae
Product: thyrotropin-releasing hormone-degrading ectoenzyme-like
Exons: 7
Coding region: 183-1550 (455 amino acids)
Biological process (GO): proteolysis; peptide catabolic process
Cellular component (GO): cytoplasm
Molecular function (GO): peptide binding; zinc ion binding; metalloaminopeptidase activity
Source: RefSeq, a predicted model, not a curated record